GGACAUGGCUGCCUCCGGGAUCCAUCCAAAGAAGGUUCAAGAGCUGGCUUCCAUAACCGAAUAUGUGGAGCCAUUGAUGGAGUUGCUGGAAUCUCUGCCUUCAGAGGAGAGAGUUAUAUUGGUGGGUCACAGUUUGGGCGGUAUCUGCAUUUCCAUGGCCAUGGAAAUGUUCCCAAAUAAGAUUGCAGCUGCUGUCUUUGUAGCUGCUUUCAUGCCUUCUUCUCAAGAUCCAACCUUUAUGACUCGUAUCCAACAGCACAGGGAAAAAGUAUAUUCUAGCAUGGACUCGAAGAUCAUGUUUGAUGAGGAUGCCAAAAAUGAUAGUAAGCCCAAUGGGUGUAUGAUAUUUGGGCCCCAACACUUAGCAUCCAAUUUAUACCAACUGUGUCCACCUGAGGAUAUUAGCCUAGCAAUGUCAUUGCUUAGGCCAACAAGGCUGUAUGGGGACCAAGAAUUGGUGAGAGAGCAAACAAGAGUUACAAGGGAAAAGUAUGGGAGUGUGGCCAAAGUAUACAUAGUGUGCGAACAAGACCAAGCGAUCAAAAAGGAUGUUCAGUUGUCUAUGAUUGAAAAGAACCCAGAAACUGAUGUCAAAUUCAUUGUUGAUGCUGAUCACAUGCCUAUGUUCUCUAAACCACAAGAGCUUUUCUCUUGCCUUCACCACAUUGCAACCACCUAUUAUUAGCAUGCAUCUCAAUAUGUAUUACAAUUCACAAAUAUUUAACUAGCUUUUUCAGAAUGAUAAAGAAGAUAUAUAAAUAAGAGUUUAAUUUUGAUGCACUAGUAGUGUAAAACGUUUUACACAGUUCGUGCAAUCACAACCGUUCUCUUGGGUGACCAUUCACAUAGUCAAUGUAAAAGAUAAUUAUUUUUACUAACGUGACCUUAUGUGAUUGGAUGCA
This is a messenger RNA of Arachis ipaensis, 902 nucleotides long. RefSeq names its product methyl jasmonate esterase 1. The record is from RefSeq and is a predicted model, not a curated record. Gene Ontology annotation, biological process: jasmonic acid metabolic process; salicylic acid metabolic process. Gene Ontology annotation, molecular function: methyl jasmonate esterase activity; methyl salicylate esterase activity; methyl indole-3-acetate esterase activity. NCBI's taxonomy places the organism in Eukaryota, Viridiplantae, Streptophyta, Magnoliopsida, Fabales, Fabaceae.